Racocetra persica is the source of this 541-nucleotide messenger RNA. The record is from the annotation of a GenBank genome assembly. Lineage: Eukaryota; Fungi; Glomeromycota; Glomeromycetes; Diversisporales; Gigasporaceae.
UGAUAUUGACGCCACGACAGUUGCACCCACUGCGCCUACUAUAAUAACUGAUAGUUCGACAAACUCAUCAAGCGAAAAACAGAUCGAGACCACAGAGUGUCUUACUCAAAGAGCACCUUUGACAUUAAACAAUCUGAACGAAACAGUUUCACGCAAUAAUGUACUGGACUGGUUAAUGAAUGUAGUUGAGCCAACGAGAUCAUCCUCGAGUCUAAGUUGUAAGGGACGCGACAUAAUUCGACCACCGAUUCCUCCCAACGAAGAUAGUCCUACCCAACCGCCUCAAGAAGUAGCAUACAACUUACGUCAUAAAUAUAAACGGAGUAAAUGGAUAGACUCAGAGCUUAAAGCCUUAGAGAAAGGUAUGACAAAAUAUACCGAUGAGAGAUUAAUAUGGGUUCAUAUUCUGAAAGAUGAGAAGUAUGGACCCAAAUUAAGGAAUAGAUCUGCGACAGACUUAAAAGACAAAGCUCGUAAUGAGAAAAAAAGACGAGCCAGAGAAGGAAGAUCUAUUGGUGUUUUUCACAUCGCGACAGGCUAA